AUGAAGCCGUCUGAAGUGCUCUCGGCGUCAAACUUGCAGAAGGCACGGACUCAGGAUCUUGGCCAUGGUGCACCGAUUCGAAGCGUAGUGCUUCCGGCGGCAUGCAGAUCCCCACAGGAGUUGCUGGUCAAUCCACAUCCAGGCGUGGCGACGGAGCCAUUGCGGGAUGUCCUCACCUUUCAGCCUCAAAUCCGCAAGCCACGGAAGUCACAGGUGCCGCCUCCAGAGCAUCUUCGUGAUCGUGUUUUGCAGACACGGCUUCUGGAUGAGUCCUUGAAGGCUGACUGCUUGGAGCGACUGGCCGGUGCUGCCCAGCGGGCGCCCAUGGUUCGGAGAGCAUCAUGGUCAGAUGUAGCACCACCUCCACCGCCAGAGAGCGAUGACGAGGUCAUAGAGUUCACCAAGGAGGAUCUCUUCAAGGAGGACGCUCCGAUGGAGGAGCAACCUCAAAAGUCUCCGGAAGCCGGAGAGGACGUGUGUUCUCCCGAGCCACCAUCGAACGAGACUCUCGAUGCGGAUAUCCGCAGUGUGCUGACGCCCUCGGAGCGUUCGGCACCUUCUGAGCGACGCGAGGUCCACACGAGUGUCGCAGCUAUGAAUCUGACGGAUCUUCUGGCCGAGAAUGAGAAACUCAGAGUGGCUGCAGGGCUGAGCGAAAAUGAGAACUUCUCCUGGCGUCCCGGUGCGACUAUUCCUGCGCACACUGGGCUGCCAGUGGAGCCCCGCCAGACUCGUGGCUCUGUGUGCCGCAAGCGGGGCAACGUGGCAACAGACUUCUACGGUGACUGGAGCACAGGUUCUGCGGGCUUACCGCACUGGCACUACAAGAGCUCUAGUCCGUUUCGCAGAAGAUCGAAGACCUUGCCCAAAAUGAGCUUGCAGACGAGUCCUUCAGCCGUGGAGGUUCUACCACCACUCAGCGAGGCACUGCCAAUCUCUACACAUCUCGCAGAUGCCCGGCAGGCCAUCUGCGCUGCACGGGGCACGAGCAGGCUGGGGGUGCAGCGAGGCUGCGACUCGCUUCUUCGCUUGUCGCUUCGCUUCGUGACUCAGGCAACGUGA
Symbiodinium sp. CCMP2592 is the source of this 1062-nucleotide messenger RNA. Lineage: Eukaryota; Dinophyceae; Suessiales; Symbiodiniaceae. The record is from the annotation of a GenBank genome assembly.